AUGUUAUUCAAACAAUGGAACGAAAUUGCUGAGCCUAGGCACCAUUUGGAUUCACCAUUGGCGGUUGGUAUUGAUGAUGAAUCCCUACAAAAAGGUUCUCUACCGCUAGUGGAACUACCAAACAUCAAUUGGAACAAGUUUCACAAGAUCUUCUUGACAACUGGUAUCAUGGAUCCACUUUUCCCUAAGGAGUUACUGGGUGUAAUGAAACUGGGAGACAUAAGAACAACCUUGACCAUAGAUCGAAAUCAACAGCAUGAAAAUGGAGAAUACUCUUGGAAUUUUGAAGAGAAUUUCCCCAAUGAAGUUAAUUUAAAUGGUGGGCAAGAUAAUGAUGAUGGCCAAUCGUUAACAUUUGUAACGACAGUAGAGGCAUUUGGAGAUUGUCUGCUGGUGGGCGUUAAGGAAAAUUUCCUCAAAGUUUCCCCCAUUAUUUACAAUCGAAUUGCACAAGUUUUACUCUCUGUUUUCGAUGGUACGCACCACGAGUUAAAGGUUUUAGGUACAUCUGAUAGAAUUACAGAAUUGAAAUCCAUUUCACACCUACGCUCCGAUUUGCAACCUCCAGAAUUUGUUACUGGUUUCAUUGGCAGCAUAUUGACGCAAUUAACUGUCAAGAACAUUCCAUUCGAAGGUUUUAUCGCACCAAGUGAAGGUGCUAUUGGCUUUGAAAAGAUGUCAAUGAAUACAAUGCCCGAAUUGAUCGAUAUCUGCGGCCAAUGGAUUAAUGGUAAUUCUGAAAAAUAUAGAUCUGAAUGUUAUAGGCAUUGGAGACUCGAUAGUGGAGCUGUAGGCUCGCUAUCUGGGUUAUACGUAUAA
Molecule: messenger RNA, 819 nt
Organism: Zygosaccharomyces rouxii
Lineage: Eukaryota; Fungi; Ascomycota; Saccharomycetes; Saccharomycetales; Saccharomycetaceae
Gene: PBA1
Product: Pba1p
Exons: 2
Coding region: 1-819 (272 amino acids)
Biological process (GO): proteasome assembly
Source: RefSeq, a predicted model, not a curated record